Messenger RNA from Biomphalaria glabrata, 2639 nucleotides. RefSeq lists its product as uncharacterized. The coding region runs from base 174 to 1346 and encodes 390 amino acids. The record is from RefSeq and is a predicted model, not a curated record. Gene Ontology annotation, cellular component: membrane. The transcript has 2 exons. Lineage: Eukaryota; Metazoa; Mollusca; Gastropoda; Planorbidae.
UUUUAAAAAUAGUGCCGUUAUCUUAGACGCCUUAUGAAAUCGAUUUAGUUAUCGCUGCGUAUGAAUACUAAGGGGAUAAAAGUAGUGCCUGCCUAGUCAAAGCACUCAAUUAAGUUAAACGUUUUGUUGGAUACGUCGGCGCAAUAUAGCAAGAACGCCUAGAUAUUCUCAAGAUGCUACCUAACACGGAUGAACUAUUAAUUGCUGACAAAGCGCUGAUUGUGAUCUUCAUACUUCUAAUAUGUUUGAUCAACGGGGCACUCAUCGUCACCCAAGUCAGAAAACCAAUGUUUUAUCAGAGCGUCAAGUUAAUGAUGAUUAUAUCCUUGGCUAUAGGAGACAUCAUCUUUGCCCUCUUCCCGUUAGUAGUGCUUGCUAGAGGAUUUUUUGAGGCAGAUCCAACCUUCAUGACCUGCAGGUUAAGUACAAAUAUCACAACCUACAUGUCCUACUUGAUUCAUUUCGUCUACGGACUUGGUCUUGUGGUACUGGCAGCUGAAGUCUUCCUCAGAAACAGGAUUCAAAGUAUCCAUGACAACAACUAUAAAUCAUUGUCUGCAGUUGGUGCGAGUAGCGUCCCUUGGAUCUUAGGACUAAUUAUAGUACUUCCACUUUGCAUGUCAAAUGUUAAUUAUGAAUAUUUCUGCAUAAACACCCAGUCUUUGGAUUCCAUGUUUGGGGUAUCAGUGUUUCUACCGGUCUCACUCUCAAUAGUAGUCAGUAUUGUUCUCAACUGUGUCCAUUUUCCCACAUCGCAACAGGGACAGACUAUAAGCACCAACCAUCAACCCAUAGUGGUGUCUCAACAGACUGUCACACAACAAGGAGUCAACUCAACACAAUACCCUCCUCAGGGCUACGCUCCUGGUAAUGUUCAUCAUUUUCCCACAUCCCAACAAGGACAGGUUAUAAGCACCAACCAGCAACCCAUAGUUGGGUCUCAACAGGCUUUUACACAACAAGGAAAUUUAACUCAAUACCCUCCCCAGGGUUACGCCCCUGGCACUGUUCAUUAUAAUCCACCGAGUUCAAGUCCCUAUUAUUCAUAUCCAACAAACCAACAGGUUAUGAACCAGUCCUCAACGGUGAACAUCAACUUAAACCAGGGAGUCAACACGAUACAGGUGACUCCCAUGAAUCAACGCGCAGAGGGUCAAAGGUUGCUUCUAAUAUCUAUCAUCUUCGGUUUGAUGGUAGUUCCCUUUGCAUCAGUCUCUCUUAGAGCAGCCUAUAUUGUCUGGCCGGACUUAAUGACAAAAACUGUAGUAACACAAUCUGUCUUUUGGCUAAUGGCGGCACGAUCAUGCUUAACGCCCCUGAUUAUGAUUGGUUAUUCUAAUUUAUAAUGUUUCUACAACAAAUAAAAGUUGUGUUUAAGCAAUCUGUAUUACAGUAGGCUAGAAAUACGGUAAUUCAAACUUUUAAUAUUAAAACUAUAAUGAAACAAAAUAUAUGUCGUUUUUAAGCCCGAGUUCCAGCUACAUACAGUCAUUGACUAAUUGUUACUACUCAACUUUGGAGACUGAUUUUUUUUAAAUGUCGCCUUGUUUUACGUUGCGUGCACUGAAUCUGGCCAAUUUAAAUUUAAGCUGCCAACUUCGUGUUGUAGAAGAGCAUUUGCUAACAAGAAUCAACGGAAGUGAUGGACUAGCAUCACUAAGCGAAAGUAGAUCUACGUCACUUCCUCUUUGUGCUUCUCAACGAGAAUGUGCUUUUUUCUAGCUCAGUAGUUAAUGAAGACUUCAAGAUGCGAAACCAACCUUAACGUCAGGGUUCAAUCUGCACUGUGGUUAUUAUUGGUUACCAGAUGUCCGGCAAAAGAAGGGCGUUCCAUCCCCCUAUCUUUUCGAGAUCAAGAAAGAUGCAUUUCCAAAACACUCACGAUUCUUAAAGACAACCUGCACCCAUUAACCUACAGUUACAUCAGAUCGGAACGAAGUUGUCGUCUCCUUUCCAUUAGGACUAAAACAGAAAGAUUUAAAAACUCCUUCAUCCCACUUUCGGUCAGAGUGUUACAAGAUCAGCUGUCGUCAUCGAGAAGUACAUAGAAGUCAAAUUCAUAAAGCGCUGGUUGUGAAUGAUUGCUGUUCGAAUUUUUUCAUCCAUAUUGUUUUUGUAAAGUAGUUACGCUGAGGUUGUCAAUUGUAGUCAAACUGAAUUUCCAUUUGAUUGGAUCAAUAAAAUCAUCUUAUCUUAUCUUAUCAUGUCCUUCCUCCAGCAUGCAUUGGACAAAACUCUGAACAUUUACUCCAUGAAAAAGGGCGUGUUCAUUGAUCAACGUACAGUAGACAAUAGAGAUAUAAAGUGCCAAGAGAGAGAGAGCGAGAGAGAGAGAGAGAGAGAGAGAGAGAGAAAGAGAGAGAGACUUGUAAAAUAAACAAUCUGAAGGUCCACUUGUUUUUUCGCCAUAACGAAAUACAGCGAAGUCUUUUUCUCUAAAAAACAAUUCAUUUUAUAAAGUAAUAUGAUCUUUGGACACGUUUUAUCAAAUAGUCUAAAGUUUACCUUGCCUUAUAGUUUUGGUCCUAAUUUGUAAGCCUUUUUCAUCCUUUUUUAACCUACUAUGGGUUGCCUGUGUCUGUUUAUCGGUUAUCUGUCCAUCCCGACAAAGAGAACGAAGUAUUUUCAUUAUAUGUACA